AUGGUGCACCCAGCAGGAAGAACAAUCUUGGCAUCGACUAUUGCUAAGCAGUAUGUCACUGAGAUAACAUCGCAAGUCAAAGCAUUGAGCUUCAAACCAAAGUUGGUAGGCUUUUUGGCCAAUGAUGACAGUGCUGCUGAGAUGUAUGCCAACUGGUCAGCGAAAACGUGUGAGCUGAUGGGCUUUGAGUACGAGUUGAGAAGAAGGGCCAAGCACGAUCUUGAGAGUGCCUUGAUUCAGGCGAACAACGAUGACAAGGUUGAUGGUAUAAUGGUUUACUUUCCUAUAUUCGGUGACAAGCAAGACCAAUAUCUUCAGCAACUCAUCUCCACUGAGAAAGACGUUGAGGGUCUCAACUUCUUGUACUACCACAACAUGUACCACAAUAUCAGAUUUUUGGACCCACCUACGAAUGAGCAAAAAUCCAUUCUACCUUGCACGCCUUUGGCUAUGGUAAAGAUCUUGGAGUAUUUGGGUGUCUACAACAAGCACUUGCACUACGGUAAUCGUCUUUACGGCAAGAAAGUUUUGGUUGUCAACCGCUCCGAAAUCGUUGGGAGACCACUUGCUGCCCUUUUGGCCAAUGACGGAGCCACGGUUUAUUCUCUCGAUAUCAACAAUAUUCAACAGUUCACCAGAGGCGACGACUUGCUGAUGCAGAGACACAAAGUCAUCGACUUGGAUCUGAAGGAAUACCCGCUUGAGAAAGUGGCCCCUCAAUGUGACGUAAUUAUUACCGGCGUGCCCUCGGAAAAUUACAAAUUCCCUACCGAAUUGGUGCCGAACGGAGCCGUUGUGAUAAACUUUUCAAGUGCCAAAAACUUCAACGAAGAUGUGAAGCAGAAGGCCGGCUUAUACGUUCCUCUGAUUGGAAAAGUCACCAUUGCCAUGCUUCUUAGAAACUUACUCCGUUUGAUCAACAACAAAAAAAUCCGUGUGGAGAAAGCUAGCGGUGGUGGUACCGGUGCCGCCGGUGCUUCUUCUGAGACCGGUACCGCCGUUGAACGUGGGGCAGAAGGUGACAAGGCGGAAUAG
Candidozyma duobushaemuli is the source of this 1035-nucleotide messenger RNA. RefSeq names its product methylenetetrahydrofolate dehydrogenase (NAD(+)). Gene Ontology annotation, cellular component: cytosol. Gene Ontology annotation, molecular function: methylenetetrahydrofolate dehydrogenase (NADP+) activity; methylenetetrahydrofolate dehydrogenase (NAD+) activity. Lineage: Eukaryota; Fungi; Ascomycota; Pichiomycetes; Serinales; Metschnikowiaceae. The coding region runs from base 1 to 1035 and encodes 344 amino acids. The transcript has a single exon. Gene Ontology annotation, biological process: purine nucleobase biosynthetic process. The record is from RefSeq and is a predicted model, not a curated record.